GCUUCAUUUUUCCAUUUUACAACACAUUCUAUUAAAUCUUUCUUAAUCAGUAACUGUGAACCGCCAAUCAUGGCUUCAAGAGCAGUGACGUAUUGGAGAUCAGUGGCGAGUCAGGCCAGAGCAAAUCGGUGGCUCACGACAGCGACGAUGCUGAAGAUGAAACCUGCAGCACCAACUACUACUGAUUUUGUGGACCAUCACCAUGGCGCCAAGUUAAGGGCACUGAAGGGAGAGUACGCUCCCAUCUAUAUGGUAUUGGGGAUGAUAUUGCUGGCAUUGUCGAUUGGUACACACACUGCAAAGCAACACCUGAUGCAUUCACCGAGCGUGCGAGUGAGCAAGAAGAAGAGGGAGGUUGUCGCAGAGGUGGUGGAUCCAGACCAGGUCACGAGCGAGGCAGACCGGUUUAUCAGCAAGUCUUUCCUUAGAAAGGUGGCCCAUAUUCAGGACUUUGAUUCGAUUCGUGCGGGAACUCAUGACCCCACUCGACCCAACCCCUUUAGCCAACCACGCAAUGUGGAGACUUUGGAGUCAGUGGGGGUGAAUCCUCGUGGCCAUUGAGAUCCCAAGCUUUUCUUCUGCAGAAGUCUUCUAGAUAUGUUUGUUUCUUUGUCCGUCCCCCCAUGGUUGGUGUUUCUUUCCUUCUGAUUUCCUGGUUGUCUUAGGUUCAUAGAUUUAAGAUGUAUUUUGAAUGUUGUGAGUACCUCGUGGCUUGGCAUUAGGAUAAAGCAUCCGCCACCCAAUACUACUUAUGGUCAAUUAAGAGUGUAUGAAUCAAAGCAUGUAAUUUUUUUAUAUCAAAAUUUGUAUUUAUUGGAUGUAUGUCCUAGAAGCUAAUCUUGGCUGACGCAUAUUAUAUCUCUAGGACAUGAUUUUGUACUUUAUGGAUAUUUAUAUUAUCAUUCAUGUAUUAUG
Messenger RNA from Elaeis guineensis (African oil palm), 915 nucleotides. NCBI's taxonomy places the organism in Eukaryota, Viridiplantae, Streptophyta, Magnoliopsida, Arecales, Arecaceae. The record is from RefSeq and is a predicted model, not a curated record.